Aureobasidium uvarum is the source of this 1119-nucleotide messenger RNA. The record is from the annotation of a GenBank genome assembly. Lineage: Eukaryota; Fungi; Ascomycota; Dothideomycetes; Dothideales; Saccotheciaceae.
CUUAUGAUGUUUUUUAGUUCUGUUGUUUUGUUGCCACUCUUCUGGGUAGUAGCGUUGGCAGACCAAUAUAUCGAUCGUGCUGUAAUACAAGCCGAGGAACGCGAGUUGGCUAGGAAAUGGGGGCGUUUGGUCACUUUUGCUCAUCUACCUUAUACGCAAUGCCUGAAUAGUUUGCGGCACAAGUAUGAUGUGGCCAUCAUAGGCGCGCCUUUCGAUACCGGCACCACUUAUCGCAGCGCAUCGAUGCGACAAACGGCUUAUCGAGGCUUCAACGCACGAGCAGCGAUCAAUCCGUACAGGUCGUGGGCUAGGGUUCUGGAUUGUGGAGAUAUUCCUGUGACGCCGCUGGAUAAUCAAGUAGCAGUGAGACAACUGUCAGAGGCAUACAUGGAGCUGGGCUCUCGACCGCCUGCUUACGCUACCAAUGGAGUGAGUGAGGAGGUUGAUGAAAAGUAUGCGAGGUAUCCGAAGUUGGUGACUCUAGGAGGUGAUCAUUCAGUUGCGUUGCCGGCCUUGAGAGCUCUGUACGAGAUACACCAGAGGCCGAUUGCUGUGGUACAUUUUGACGCACACUGUGAUCGAUCAANNGCCAACUACAAUCACGCGUCGGUGUUCUGGAAUGCAGCUCAAGAAGGGCUCCUAGCAAAUGGGUCUUGCGUCCAUGCAGGACUGAGAAGUCGCUUGACAGGGACUAGUUUCCAAGACUAUGAGAACGACAUACAGCAAGGUUUCAUGCAGAUCGAGGUUGACGACAUUGAUCGAUGGGGUGUGGAAGGCAUCGCUGAGAGAAUCAUUGCCAGGGUCGGUAGGGAGAUCCCAGCUUAUCUCAGCAUCGACAUUGACGUUCUGGACGUGGCGUUUGCACCAGCAACAGGCACGCCUGAAGCAGGUGGCUGGUCCAGCAGAGAGUUGAUCAGGAUAUUGAGAGGCAUUGAAGGAUUGAAUGUCGUUGGUGCGGACAUUGUCGAAGUUGCACCAGCUUAUGAUGGCGCCGGAGAGCCCACGUCUGUUGCGGCUGCGCAGAUCGUUUACGAGGUUGUAACGAGUAUGGUGAAGAGAGGGCUAGCGGUUAGCAAUGACAGCAAAGCAGACAAGCGUCUCCUCAGAGAUGAGCUUUGA